Molecule: messenger RNA, 938 nt
Organism: Cololabis saira (Pacific saury)
Lineage: Eukaryota; Metazoa; Chordata; Actinopteri; Beloniformes; Belonidae
Gene: pigp
Product: phosphatidylinositol glycan anchor biosynthesis, class P
Exons: 5
Coding region: 167-556 (129 amino acids)
Biological process (GO): GPI anchor biosynthetic process
Molecular function (GO): phosphatidylinositol N-acetylglucosaminyltransferase activity
Source: RefSeq, a predicted model, not a curated record
CUUUAACUUGUGACGGAUGUGGUCAUAAAGUUGUUUUUAACUCGUUUUACCAGAACGGUGCGAUAUUUUUACUCAUUUGGUGAAGAGCAGCGUCAUAAAUUCCAGGGACAUUUUGAUAAUAAUGCAAAGAAUGACUCCGACAGCAAUAUAGACGCAUUUACAGGUCAUGGUUGAAAACUCUCCGUCUCCUCUGCCCGAGAGGGCAAUUUAUGGAUUUGUUCUCUUUCUGGGUUCACAGUUUGGAUUCUUUCUUUACUGUCUUUGGGCGUACGUACCUGAGGAAUGGCUUCAUGCAGUAGGACUCACUUAUUGGCCUCAAAAGUAUUGGGCUCUAGCAGCGCCGAUCUAUCUGCUGGUUGCAUUGAUGGUCUUUGUGGUGGUGUUGUUUGGUAUAAACAUGAACAACACAGCCCCUCUGGACUCUGUGGACAACAUCACAGAUGCAUAUGCACAGGCCCAGAGGACAGAAUGCUACCGGAAGGGAGGAAUACCCCGACUGAAAGACGUCUCCAUCAGUGAAGUCAACAAAAUGUUUUACUCAUCACCUGAAACGUGACAGAAACAAGCACGUUGUGCAGCAGCCGAAGUGAAGUGACUUCAGAUUUAACUGGUAUUACUGUUUAGCUUUUAUUUAUAAACAUGGAUUGGGCUUUAUUUGUUUAUGAGAUGGCAAUAAAUCGGUUGACCGUUUUAUAAUCCUUUAUGCACCCAUGCUGGGAAGGUUUAGUGGUGAUGUGAUUUAAAAGCAACUGUUUAUUACACUGUAACACAACAUCAAGAUGUAUGAUUGUCAGAACAAUUAAUACCUUUGUUGUAAAAUAGCAUACAGUCAUUUAUAAUAAAAGUCAAACUCGAAGUUUUACUUGUUUUAUUUGAAUUACUUAUUUUAUAUGGUAGUCACAGAAAGCAAACAGAUACAGUACAGACCAAAAGUUUGG